This is a messenger RNA of Arxiozyma heterogenica, 210 nucleotides long. RefSeq lists its product as uncharacterized. Bases 1 to 210 code for a protein of 69 amino acids. The transcript has a single exon. NCBI's taxonomy places the organism in Eukaryota, Fungi, Ascomycota, Saccharomycetes, Saccharomycetales, Saccharomycetaceae. The record is from RefSeq and is a predicted model, not a curated record.
AUGAAAAAAAAAUUUACUUUAUAUUUACCAUCCCUUUCAUAUUUUAUUUUUCAAAAUAAAUUAUUCAAAUGGAAUAAAUUAUUUUAUUCAAGUUAUUUAACACUUUGUUUUACUCUACCUUUUUGCCUACCUGCUUACUCUUCUUUUAAACAAAAACCAGAUAUAAUACCUCCUAUCAUUAACAUGGCAUCUCAUGUUCGUUCCUAUUAA